Messenger RNA from Megalobrama amblycephala (Wuchang bream), 1107 nucleotides. Its product is annotated as gastrula zinc finger protein XlCGF49.1-like. Bases 150 to 908 code for a protein of 252 amino acids. The transcript has 3 exons. Lineage: Eukaryota; Metazoa; Chordata; Actinopteri; Cypriniformes; Xenocyprididae. The record is from RefSeq and is a predicted model, not a curated record.
UAGCGCGUAAACGGGACUUUUAUUUUGAUAUGGCGAUGUGACGUCAUAGAGCAGCGCCGUACUCCUGGGUCUGUUGUGGUUCAUCUGAAGAAAGUGUCCAAAAACUCCUGGAGAAGCAUCUGAGAUCCAUGUGACACACUAUUAUAAAGAUGGCGUUGAUUAAAGAGGAGAGUGAAGAUGUGAAGAUUGAAGAAACGUUCAGAGUGAAACAUGAAGAGACUGAGGAACAAACAGACCUGAUGGCGCUGAAAGAGGAGAGUGAAGCACUAGUUGAAAUGGAAGAGCAAGAUGACUCUGAGAAGAGCUCAGAAGAAAGAGCUCAGAAGACCAAAUCUAACAGUAACUUCACCUGCCAUCAGUGUGGAAAUAGUUUCACUGAAAAAGGAAGCCUUAAAAGCCACAUGAGAGUUCACAGUGGAGAGAGGCCGUACACUUGCCCUCAGUGUGGACUGAGUUUCAGGCAUAAAAAAAACCUUUAUACCCACAUAAGAAUUCACACAGGAGUGAAGCCUUUCACAUGCCCUCAAUGUGGAAGAGGUUUUACACAUAAAGGAAGCCUUAAUGACCACAUGAGAAUUCACACUGGAGAGAAGCCUUUCCCCUGCCAACAGUGUGGAAAACAUUUCACUCAAAAACAGAACCUUACGGUCCAUAUGAGAGUUCACACCGGAGAGAAACCGUACACAUGCCCUCAGUGUGGACACAGUUUCAGGCAUAAAAAAAACCUUUAUACCCACAUAACAAGUCACACUAGAGAGGCCGCUUUCAGCUGCAAACUGUGUGGGAAGAACUUCUCAAGUAAAGAACUUCAUAAUGCCCAGAUAGGACCUGAUACUGGAGAGAGUGUGUCGACCUGCCAACAGAUAUGCCAACAUCUGUGCUCAACGUGGACAAAUUGUCAUGCAUAAAAAGCCCUUACAGGGUUCCCUUGUGUCCUGAAAAACUUGGAAAACUAAUGACUAAUUUUUCAGUCCUGGAGAACAUGUAAAAUAUAUGAAAAUGUAAAAUGUCCUGGGAAAUUAUAUUAAAAAUGUUCUUGUGUUUUCCUUUAGCAGAGAACAAAGAGUUUAUCACUCCCUAAAACAAUAAAUGUAGCACAAAGUGUUA